Molecule: messenger RNA, 1966 nt
Organism: Sardina pilchardus (European sardine)
Lineage: Eukaryota; Metazoa; Chordata; Actinopteri; Clupeiformes; Clupeidae
Gene: srd5a1
Product: steroid-5-alpha-reductase, alpha polypeptide 1 (3-oxo-5 alpha-steroid delta 4-dehydrogenase alpha 1)
Exons: 5
Coding region: 562-1359 (265 amino acids)
Biological process (GO): steroid metabolic process
Cellular component (GO): membrane
Molecular function (GO): 3-oxo-5-alpha-steroid 4-dehydrogenase activity
Source: RefSeq, a predicted model, not a curated record
UGGUGGCGAUGCAGAAACACUGUCAAAGUCAGAAUCGGUUCAAAAAUACGUGGUGUGCAGUGUGGGAAAUUCAGGUGACAAAAAUGAAGUCUAAUUGUAAUUUUCAUUGUGUGAAAGCAGUUUGCAUGAGAGCUAAGUCCAUGGUACCAGAAACAACGCUCUCUUCCCAAAAGCAAAACAUAUUUAUUAUCUUAUCUGUGCUACUUUUUGACAGCAACUAGUUCUUAGGUAACCUAAUGUUGAUACAUAAUAGGGGUGGCGUUCUAUGUCUAUGGGGGUGGCGAUAUUUUCGAAAAGUACGUUUUUAUUGGCUGGUUCAUAUUGAUGACACGCCUAGCUUCUCUCUGAUUGGUGCGUCCCGUACAACAGCCUAGCUGGUCAUGCAGUUUCUCUGCGACUGUGAGUGAAUGUAAUGAAUUCCCAUUCGUUCAAAAUUAUGUCGGUGUAACGUGAAUUUUAUCUGUUUUAUAUACAUGUUGCGUUUUAUUGUCUAAGUUUAGUGUUUAGAGUAUUAUUCAUUCAAAUUACUGGUUGAUCUCGACUGGCUGCAGGUGUGCUACUAUGGAUUAUAUCCUGAAAAGCCUGUUCUCCUCAGAGGCAGAAGAGCUGUACAUCUUGGACUGCAUCGCUUACUUAUUUAUGUUUAUGGCAGUUUUAACUUUUGUAACGUUACUUUUUGAGAACGUACCUUAUGGCAGGUACGCCUCCAGCAAAUACGGAUUUCCUGUCAAUGUCAAAUUCGCUUGGUUUGUACAAGAGCUUCCGGCAAUCCUGGUACCUUUCUGCUUGGUCUUCUUUACCUCAGCGUCGAGAACAUCACACCUGCCAAAUCAGUUACUAUUGUGCAUGUAUUUUUGCCAUUAUGUACAAAGGUCUCUUAUAUACCCAUUUUUAAUUCGAGGGGGUAAACCCACUCCUUUUGCGUCUUUUGCACUGGCCAUUGUCUUCUGCAUAUUCAAUGGCUAUCUGCAAACAAGAUAUCUGAGCCAUUAUGCAGAGUACCCUGCAGACUGGGUUACACACCCCUGUUUCAUCUCAGGUGCCAUCCUUUGGUUUGCUGGGUGGUUUAUCAAUGUGCACUCAGACCACAUCCUUAGGAACCUCCGGAAGCCUGGGGAGAGUGGCUACAAAAUCCCUAGAGGUGGUUUGUUUGAGUUUGUCUCCGGAGCAAACUUCUUCGGGGAGAUUGUGGAAUGGGCUGGAUUUGCCUUGGCCGGCCAUUCUAUCCACAGCUUGGCGUUCGCCAUCUUCACCCUGAUCGUUCUGGCCAGCAGGGCAGUGGCUCACCACAAGUGGUACCUCACAAAAUUUGAAGACUACCCAAAAUCAAGAAAAGCUCUUUUACCUUUUCUUUUUUGAAAUCAUCUCAUUUUCUAGACUUUUGCAAACCAUAGUCUGGAUCCUCUCUUGCACCAAUAACAAAUACCAUUUACUUUAUUUCUGUCAACCUUUCUUUGAAGGGCACAUCAGAGUAUGUUUUAAACUGUGAAUUUACUUCAUUCAUAUACACCAUAUGAAGCUGUGAGUAAAAAUUGGGAUUUGCUUGAACAGAUUUGGACCACAGCAGCAUGAAUAUUUUUUUAAAGGAACUUCUUACUGUUUUUACUUCUUACAAGCCGAACAAAACACACUAAAUCUGAAGUUGAUGUAACACCCCUGUUUGAAGUUGACUCAUGAGCUGAACCAGUAUCGGGAGGGGUUGUAGCUAUAUAUCCUCAUCUGUCCUUGGAACUCGUAUAAGCUCAAAGGCGUCAUGCGGUGCAUUGUACAUGCUGCUAUGUUUUUCCUGGUGUAUUCACUUCAUGAAAUUCAUUUGGUGAAAUUCCACUUUUCAACAAGGUCCAUCAUGGAAAGAAAGACUUUCUAUGAUAUUCUUAGCAGCUUCAUGAGAAGAUAAUUAACUUGGUUAACAUGUUCCAGUCUACAGGUCUUCAUCAGGACGAAAUAAAAUGACUUUUUACAUUAA